AUGUCUUUCCGUGGUCGUGGUAACGCUUCUGGUGCCAACCGGGGAGGUUUCGGUGGUGGCCGUGGUGGUCGCGGAGGCUUCCAGCAGUCAUUCGGCCCCCCAGCCCAGGUUCUGGAGUUGGGUUCCGUGAUGCACUCUUGCGAGGGUGAGAUGGUCUGCGAAUCGGUCAACCCCAAGAUUCCUUACUUCAACGCUCCUAUCUACUUGGAGAACAAGACUCAAAUCGGCAAGGUCGACGAGAUUCUCGGUCCCAUUAACCAGGUCUACUUCACCGUCAAGCCCCAAGACGGUAUUGUCGCCACUUCCUUCAAGGCUGGUGACAAGGUCUACAUUGGUGGAGAUAAGCUGCUCCCUCUUGAGAAGUUCCUCCCCAAGCCCAAGCCUCCUCCAGGAGCUGCUAAGCCCAAGCGCGCCGGUGGUGGUGCUCCCCGUGGCCGUGGUGGAUUUGGUGCUCCCCGUGGCCGCGGUGGGUUCGGUGCCCGUGGCGGUGCUCCCCGUGGCCGUGGUGGCUUCGGUGGUGGUCGUGGUGGUGGUCGCGGUGGUGGUUUCGGCGGUAGCGGUGGCUUCUCUCGUGGAGGUGGUCGCGGUGCCCCCCGUGGUGGUGGUGGCUUCCGCGGUCGCGGCUAUUGA
This is a messenger RNA of Penicillium hordei, 630 nucleotides long. Its product is annotated as H/ACA ribonucleoprotein complex subunit GAR1/NAF1. Bases 1 to 630 code for a protein of 209 amino acids. Gene Ontology annotation, biological process: ribosome biogenesis; snoRNA guided rRNA pseudouridine synthesis. The record is from RefSeq and is a predicted model, not a curated record. The transcript is spliced from 5 exons. Gene Ontology annotation, cellular component: box H/ACA snoRNP complex. Gene Ontology annotation, molecular function: box H/ACA snoRNA binding. Lineage: Eukaryota; Fungi; Ascomycota; Eurotiomycetes; Eurotiales; Aspergillaceae.